Messenger RNA from Alnus glutinosa, 2567 nucleotides. Its product is annotated as serine/threonine-protein kinase-like protein CCR4. The transcript has a single exon. Gene Ontology annotation, biological process: protein phosphorylation. Lineage: Eukaryota; Viridiplantae; Streptophyta; Magnoliopsida; Fagales; Betulaceae. Gene Ontology annotation, molecular function: protein serine/threonine kinase activity; ATP binding. Bases 66 to 2414 code for a protein of 782 amino acids. The record is from RefSeq and is a predicted model, not a curated record.
GCUUAUCAUAUUCAUCCCCACCAUGAUUUUUUAUCAAAGCCUACGGAUUAUCAUCGAUCUUUUCUAUGGCUUUCCUCUUUAAUACCUCCAACUGUCUCCUCCUCUUGAUCAUUACAAGCUUUUCUUGUAUUCCAUUUGUUUAUUCACUCUCCACUGUAGCUAUUUCUGAGAAUUCUAACCAAACAAUAAUCUGUGCAUUAAUCAAAGCCCCUAACCAACAAGCUUUCCACCUCAAAUGCACAAGUUUCCCUCAAGGAUUUCAAAUUCGCGUGAAUCCCAAUUCAUCGUUUUCUGGGAUUGUCGCAGGAAAGGGGUUUGUUUGUGCCUUGAAGCAGCCGUCUCCCUCGAUCCUGCUUUGCUGGAGGUUCUCCACCAUUAAUGGAGCCGAUAUGAUCUACAAGCGUAUCUAUAACGACACGGCUCUCAAGGAACUUGAUGCUGGGAAUUCCCACAUUUGUGGAAUUGUAAACGGGACCAAUCGCCUCGAAUGCUGGCAGGGGCGCGAAUUAAAUGCACGCAGGGAUCGGAAUCAAAGAUUUUCGAGCAUCGCUGUGGGUGAGAAUUUUGCUUGUGGGUUAUUAUCAGAAAUGGGAAAAGUUACUUGCUUUGGAAACCAAAAUACAGGGGUUGUCGGCAAAGAGCCUAGCGGGAAUUAUAGUGUUGUCUCUGCUGGGUUUAGGCAUGCUUGUGCCAUCUCUUCGGACAACAAUAGUUUGAGUUGCUGGGGAGAUAUGGGCCAUAUGGCGGGUGAGAUACCAGGGGGGAAGUUCGUAUCACUGGCUUUGGGAGAGAACCGUGGCUGCGGUAUAAUGCCUAAUCAACUAGUUGUUUGCUGGGGCGAAAGGAAUUUCACCCUGCCAGAGAGCUUGCGAGCGACACAUUUCAUCUCGAUUGAAGCAAAGCGCAGUAUUUUCUGUGGAGUUUUGGCCGAAAAUUUUUCUUUAUAUUGCUGGGGUAAUGAUAUUUUUGACUCCUCAAACAACUUCAAGGUGUUUGAUGAAGUCCUGCCAGGGCCGUGUAGAAGAACAAGUGAAUGUUCAUGCGGUGUAGAGUCUUUUUCUUCCAAAAUUUGUGGUCAGGAAUAUGGACUCUGCAGGUCUUGUGUUAGCGAAACUCCCUGCCGACAGCCGCCGAUGCCACCGCCACCACCACCACUACCAUCACCGCAAGCUCAAAAGGUCGACAAAAGCAACGGUUGGGAUGGGAGAAUGGUGGCUUUCCUAGUGGUGGGCUGCGUGGGGUCGUUGGCUCUGAUUUUAGUUUGUUGUUUCUUUCUAUUCAAAUACUACAAGGGCAGAGGCUGCAGCCGCGUCCAUGACUCAGGCCGCCUGGACGAGCCCGCACCUGAAAAUGGUGCUCAGGCUGUUGAUGAUCAACCAGCUGCGCGCCCAAUACGCGUUCUAGAGAAGCGGCUGAGCCACUUGGCCAGCUUGGGAAAUGGAGGCUGCCCAUUGGAGGAAUUCUCCUUGGAAGUACUCCUUGAGACCACUAACAACUUUUCGGAAGACAACAAGAUUGGGACGGGCAGCUUUGGCUCAGUAUACCGCGCCACGCUAGACGACGGCCGGGAAGUCGCUGUCAAGCGCGCGGAGACAUCAAUGUCCACGCCAUACGCCAUCAGACGCGAGGAAGACAAAGACAACGCGUUCAUCAACGAGCUCGAAGCUCUGUCGCGCCUCAACCACAAGAACCUCGUGCGCUUACUGGGUUUUUGUGAAGACAGCAACGAGCGCGUGUUGGUCUACGAGUUCAUGCAAAACGGCACAGUCCACGACCAUCUCCACGGGCUCCAAAGCUCGCCGCUAAUGUCAUGGGUUAAACGCAUUAAGGCGGCGCUAGACGCGGCAAGGGGCAUCGAGUAUUUACACGUCUAUGCAGUUCCGCCGAUCAUCCACCGUGACAUCAAGUCCUCCAACAUCCUUCUCGACGCAACGUGGACUGCCAAGGUCUCCGAUUUUGGCCUCUCCUUGAUGGGUCCGGCCGACGAGGAUUCCCACCUUUCCUUGCGCGCCGCCGGCACCGUCGGCUACAUGGAUCCCGAGUACUACAGGCUUGCCCAAUUGACGACCAAGAGCGAUGUCUACAGCUUUGGAGUAUUGCUGUUGGAGAUGUUGUCCGGUUACAAGGCAAUCCACAAAAACGAGAACGGGGUACCGCGGAAUGUGGUUGAUUUUGUGGCGCCAUACAUUCUGCAAGACCAAAUCCACCGGGUUUUGGACCCGCAUGUGCCGCCGCCGACCCCAUUUGAAAUACAGGCGGUGGCGUAUGUUGGGUACUUGGCGGUAGAUUGCGUCCAACCAGAAGGCAGAGAUCGGCCCUCCAUGACCGAGAUUGUACAGUGCUUAGAAAGAGCCUUGGCUACGUGUUUGGCGCACCCAACACUAUCUCGGUCCACGACUGACUCCUCCACGUAGUCUAGACUCGCCACUUUUGUAAAGCAGGCCAUUUUUUAUUUUAUAAUCAUACACAUUCAAUUCUUCUUUCUUUUUUUUCUCCGUUGUCAAUCGAAUCGUAAAUUACGUGAAAUAUUUAAUUGAAACGGAAAUUAUAUUGAUAUUUUUUUAUCA